AUUAUUAUAUUAUUGCUAAUCCUGCACAUCUCCUCAACUUUCAUUAAUCCUUUUUAGAAGUAUGCAGUUCUUUCGUUCCUCAUAACCUCAGUUCUUGCCUACUUUUCUUCAACGGCGCGUCAAUUUCACUCUCCUCCCUGGAUGGGCCAAUCGGCAUCCAUCCCUUCCAACUCACCCGAGUUAACUCGCCACCAUUCCCGUUCCUUCUCCUUCACAUCUCGCUUCGCCUCCUCAUCCCGCAAAACAUCAACCCCCAUGAUCCACCCACCGUCUCCACCUCCACAACUUGACCCGCUUACAAAACCCGAGCCCAUUUACUCUGACUAUACAUCAGAAAUCCCCGACGAAUGUCUCGCCCAAGUAUUCCAAUCCCUUUCCUCCGGCGACAGAAAAAACUGUUCUCUCGUUUGUAAACGCUGGUUUCUUGUUGAAGGUCAAAGCCGAUGUCGUCUUUCUCUAAACGCCGCUGAAAAAAUCUCAACUCACUUGCCGAAUAUUUUCUCAAGAUUCAAUUCGGUCAAAAAACUCGCUCUCCGAUGCGACCGUAGAUCCGUAAGUAUAAGCGACGACGCACUCGUGUUGAUCUCUCUUCGUUGCAGAAACCUGACUCGUCUUAAACUCAGGGGUUGCCGUGAACUGACUGACCUUGGAAUUGCCGCCUUCGCUCAGAAUUGUAAGUCUCUCAGAAAACUAUCUUGUGGGUCUUGUGUUUUCGGUGUUAAAGGGUUGAAUGCUGUUUUUCAACACUGUACUUUACUUGAAGAAAUCUCCAUUAAACGUCUUCGAGGUAUCAACAACGAGUAUGGUGGUGAAUCCGAGCUUACCCCAGAGCUCAUUGAGCCUGGGAUGGCUGCAAAGUCAUUGAAGAGUAUAUGUUUAAAGGAGCUCUACAAUGGGCAGUUAUUCGGGUCGUUAAUAGUCGGGGCGAAGAAUCUGAAAACGCUGAAAUUAAUCCGGUGCUUAGGGGAAUGGGAUAGGGUUUUGGAAAUGAUGGCUUGUUCAAAUCCAAAUGAUUUUAAUAUUGAAAAUCAUGGGUUAGUUGAAAUUCAUUUAGAACGAGUACAAGUGACAGAUUUUGGGUUGUCUGCAAUUGCGAAUUGUGCUAAUUUAGAAGUUUUGCAUCUUGUUAAAACACCAGAGUGUACUGAUUUAGGUAUUGUCUCAUUAUCAGAGCGGUGUAAGCUAUUAAGGAAGGUUCAUAUUGAUGGGUGGAGGACUAAGAAGAUUGGGGAUGAAGGGUUGAGUUCAUUAGGGAAGAAUUGUGUGAAUUUGCAUGAAUUGGUUCUAAUUGGGGUUAGUCCUACUAUGAUAACUUUAGAUGUUAUUGUUUCGAAUUGUCGGAGUUUGGAGAGAUUGGCGCUUUGUAGUUGUGACAGUAUUGGUGAUCAGGAGAUGUCUUGUAUUGCUUCAAAAUGCUCAGCAUUGAAGAAGUUUUGUAUCAAAGGGUGUCCAAUUUCGGACUAUGGAUUGGAAGCAUUGGCAUGGGGAUGUCCGAAUUUGGUUAAGAUUAAGGUUAAGAAGUGUAGGGACGUGACUAGAGAUGUUGUUGAAUGGUUAAGGGAGAGGAGGGAGUCAUUGAUUGUUAAUUUAGACUCAGAUGAGAUUGAGGCUGUUGAUGCUAGUGCUAGUGAAGCGGGCGGUGUGCAAGAGGAUGGGGUGGAUUUUCCGGCUGUGGAGACGAAUGUUGCAUCUGUUGAGGAUGCUCCGGCAAGUAGUGCUGGUCGUGGGUCGUUCUUCAGGGCGAAAUUUAGCUUUUUGUCUGGAAGGAAUAUAGCUGCUUGUGCUUUGAGAAGAUGGUCUGCUGGAAGCAGUAAUACUAAUGGGUAUCAAUGAACAAUUCUCCUUCAAUUUGAUUUGUAAUCCUCCAUUUCAUCCUUUUCUUGCAUGUUAUUUGUGUUACUUAGACUCGGGUACUGAUGUUGGAUACUGGUAGGUGUCCAAGUGUCGGAUAUAUUUAAAUAUUCAAUUACGCCUAAAAUGAAGUGUGUAAGUGUCGUACCAAUGUCCGAGCAUCAAGGAUCGGACGAGGAUAUGUAAAGCAAAAUGAAGAAUCUGAGUAACAUAGCCUGUUAUGUUUGACGCAUUACCUACUUUCUACUUGCAUACUUGGGUGUGUUUUAUUUGUUCAUCCUAGUUAAUGUGCUGAAUCCAAAAUUGCGAUGAUAAUAUGAGAAUGGUUGUUUCACAUAUGUACUAUUAUUUUUGGCAUGAAUAGCCACAAAGAUUUGUUAUUGAUAA
Messenger RNA from Amaranthus tricolor (Joseph's coat), 2238 nucleotides. RefSeq names its product F-box protein At1g47056-like. The transcript has a single exon. Lineage: Eukaryota; Viridiplantae; Streptophyta; Magnoliopsida; Caryophyllales; Amaranthaceae. Gene Ontology annotation, cellular component: SCF ubiquitin ligase complex. The coding region runs from base 142 to 1833 and encodes 563 amino acids. Gene Ontology annotation, molecular function: protein binding. The record is from RefSeq and is a predicted model, not a curated record. Gene Ontology annotation, biological process: SCF-dependent proteasomal ubiquitin-dependent protein catabolic process.